Oncorhynchus kisutch (coho salmon) is the source of this 8258-nucleotide messenger RNA. RefSeq names its product protein shisa-7. Gene Ontology annotation, cellular component: postsynaptic membrane; AMPA glutamate receptor complex; postsynaptic density. Bases 2865 to 4808 code for a protein of 647 amino acids. The record is from RefSeq and is a predicted model, not a curated record. The transcript is spliced from 4 exons. Gene Ontology annotation, biological process: regulation of short-term neuronal synaptic plasticity; regulation of AMPA receptor activity. NCBI's taxonomy places the organism in Eukaryota, Metazoa, Chordata, Actinopteri, Salmoniformes, Salmonidae.
UUGGACCUUAAUUUGCACGGACUGUUUUUCUUUCUUCCCCUGUUUUGUUUCGAGCGAGACCUAAACCACUGCCAUACGAACUGUGCAAGAAAAAAGAAAAAUAACGACAACAACGAAACUACCAAAGUCACGCUUACCAUUCAUACCUCAUGUUUCACUUAGUGUUAUCUUGAGUUCACACAGCGUUCAGAUUCAAUAUCAGAAUAGUCGUUUUUUUCAUUUGUCUCCCUAACACAUAAAAUACACAUUUCAUAUCCUUAUUACAUCAAAAUAGCAUUGAAGCUCAAAGCGUACAUAAAGUUAUAACAUUCUAUCAAUCAGAAAGUAGUUAGAACCACAUUGUGGAGAGUUAGCCUAAUGCCUGUAGUUAAAUGUACAUUUACUGUCCUUCGUCAGUUAAAAAAAAAACAAUUUUCUGCUCCUAAAAUCUUUCAGAUUUGGAUGAAUAGUGCAUUAUUGGUUCAUUCAACUAAUCUUUAAUGGUGACCUGUAUUUGUUUGUAGUACAUUAGUUGGAGAGUGGUAAGCAGUGAUAACUCACAAACUUGCUCAGGCUCUGAGAGCUCGGCCCCAGAUCGAUCAAUCGAACUAGGCGUUGACUGACUGAAGGGCAAGACAAGUCACAUAUAACGUGAUACAUUGACCUCGCUGCUAUUUUGUCACUACUUUGCUUAUCUCCCUCAAUUUAUAUACCUCACAUUUGUCUUCUUCUCUCUCUCAGCAUCUCUCUAGCAUUCUCCCAUACAGCACAUGUAGGCACAUCACAUUUAACAAUCUGAAAAUCCCCCGUUUCCUUUUAACCCGGAUGAUAUUCAAACCCUUGUGUUCCUCUUUUCUUCCUCUCAAAACAUGCAACACAGCCCCUCUCAGUGUAUUGAUGGUGUCUGUCAAAGGAGAUAACACUUUAACACAUAAGCCGUAUCACACCAGCCAUACUAUGACCCAACAUUUAGAUCUACCAUCUUACCCUGUUUUAAGACUUCUUUGCAUCAACAACAUCUCGUAUAGUCACUUUCAAACAUAGGCGCGCUCAUACAUUCAGGGAUACAGUGAAGAGCUUAUAUGACACUAGGAUACCAUUUCCCACAUUCAUUUUCAGAAGAAAAUAGCUUAGAAAGCUAUUCAUAUUAGAUUGUUCUACUUUUUUCGUUUAGGUCACAAUGACCAUGUAUCUGUAGUCAUCAGCCCAGGUUAGGUUAGGCUGUAAAGGGACCAUAUCAUAGUGUACAUUUUCUCCACAUAUUCUGCAUUGAACCAAUGAAUCCAGACAUUUUCAUGUCUGUUCUGUGGGCGGAGCCGCGCUGUCCUGCCAGAACCGGGCCCAAGCCCACCUUCGUUCUAUUCUGUUGGGCCGAGUUAAACUCAGAGCAGAGACACUCCCGCAAGGGGAUCAAACGCACAUAGAUCCUUAGCCUCCUUUCGUCCCUCCACCUCCCAUUCACCAGUCCCUCCUUCCCUCUCUCACCUUUUCCUAAUUCACCAACAAACAGAAAUUACUAUCUCUGGCUGCCUUUAUUAAUUUGGUCCAUCACUCGCUGUGUUAUAUCUUAGUUUUCCCUUUCUCACUAAGUUAGGCGUGAAUUGUGUGGUCCCAGUUUGUCUCAACUAUAUAUGCUGCUUGGUACAUUUCUUCAGUACCCAUUUUCACCGGACCUUGUUGACAAGCUUUUGUGAUUGGUCCUUUUCUCAAAGCGCAAACUUUUUUUUUUUUGUGGCUUUUCCAACAACUGCAUUUAAGUCCGAAAUGUAGAAUCCCAAGUCUCUCUGAAUGAUAUUUCCUCAAUUGACCACCCCACCUCUAUUUCCUUUCUCUCAAUAUUCAAAGUUUGUGAACAAAUAGAACAUUCAGUGCAGAAUGACACUAUCAAGUUAAUACUGAUAAUAAACCAAUCUGUUCUAGCACAUGUAUAGACAUGGGGAAUUAGAGGCACCUAAAGCUGCCAACACCAUUGUUUACAAUUCACACAAAGUUUUACAUUAAGGUUUGCGGGUCAAAUGCAGAAAACGGAAGUGCCAAUUCCAAGUGAUAAUAUAAUUAAGCAUAGGUGAAAAGUACUCAAAUAAAGAAAAUGAAGUUUACAUGCAACCCUUAAUGUUUACAGACUACACCUGCCCUUCAAAUAGGAUUCGCUUGCUACCUUAUUCAUAACUUCGUGGGACAGUUCAAAAGCGUCCGACGGGUACGAAAUGUUUACACAUUGAUUUUGUUUACAAGAUAAUAAAGCCUCUCAUAAAAAAAGACAACCCACGCUUGCCAUUUUAGUGAGGUCUGCACAGUAGAGACCACAAACAUUAUCAUUACUCUUACCAUUCCAUUAAAUAACACUUUAUUGACUGAUGUUUACAAUAUAUACAUUUUCCAGCAUCCUCCUCAUCUAUUUUGUUUUUGUGUGCUAAGUUGAAGUUGUCGAGACAAACUUCAAAUUGUCCUUUCACAAGUAUAGCCAUAAUAUAGGCCAGUACAUGCUAAGGUCUAGAACGUAGAAAUAUAGGAAUAUGUAAAACCUCAACGUUUACAUGAGCUGCUUACGAACGAGAAUAGAUUUGUAUUGAUAGCUUGAGAGAGAUGUUUACAUAAAUACAUACAAGUUACACGCCACACGCAUUGCUUGAACAAGCAAAAACAAAAAUCACCUUUAAACAACGUAAAAACACCCACCCUAGUGUGUGUUCUGCACACGGAAGCACUAACAAAGGAUUAGUUCAUCGUAUUCCAAUUGAAACCUUGAUUCUUUUAGACUUACACGCCAGUGAAAUUCAAAGAAGACACUUUCCCUCUUGGAAGAGGACCUCGAUAUUUGAACACCCGGCGGCGGGCCUUUACAAAAUAAAACUUUGGCUCAGAAACGCUGAAACGUUGAAAAAAUGAGGCCAAGAACCUACAGGAUGUUCAGCAACUCCCUCAUAUUUUCCCUUGUGUCCGGCCUCGUCCUUUCCGCCGUCACCGUCACCACAGAGCGCCGCUCAUCCAACGGCGGACCCAGCGGCACCACCCUGUUCCUCCUCACCGGCUUUGGGAACAAACCGAUGCCGCCGCCCCCAGGGGGGGCGAAGGUGGCGCCUAAAGCGGCUGAGAUGGAGGACGCUCACGACGGCGAGCCGAAAGAACCCGAAACGCUCCCCAAGCCCCUCCCCCAGAUCAAGCUUCCUCAGAACAUGACGGCAGCGGACGCCCUCAAGCCCCCUCUGGGUGCUGCCCAGGUGGCUCCGCCCCCCCGGCGCCUGGUGGAUGUGGACGUGUGUCGGGCCUACUACGACGUCAUGGGCCAGUUAGACAGCACUUUCAACUGCUCCAAGGGCACCUACAUCUACUGCUGCGGCACCUGCCACUACCGCUACUGUUGUGAUCACCAGCGUAGCCGCUUGGACCAGGAGUCGUGCAACAACUACAACUCGCCCGGUUGGCUCGACACACCGCAGACGAACCCCCCGCUGUCGGGGAACCGGGGUGACCCAGACUCGGAGCAGCUGCAGCAGCAGAGCAACAGCACGGCGUACGUGAUCGGAGGGGUAAUCUCCGUCACCCUGGUGGUGGCCGUGGGCAUCAAGGUGGCCUUCCACAAGAUGUCCCGACGACCCCGGAACAGAGACAUCAACAUGCCCAGAGCCCUGGUGGACAUCCUACGCAGCCAGGCCAGCCCAGUUCAACAGGGGGAGAGGAACGACAGCAGCGUCCUGACUAACGCCACCGUAGGAGACAGCCUCGGUCGUCCCCCCAAGAGCCUCUACACCCCGGUGCUCCAGAGCAAAGACAACCGCAAGCGCGUGCCCCGCAUGAACAACGCCCAGCUGGCCUCCACGGGGACCCUCCUCACCGGCAAGCACAGCAGCUCCGGCCUGCACCCGCAACCCCCUUUCUCGCACUCCUUCCACAACCUGGCCCAGCUUCCCCCCUCCUACGAGGCGGCCAUGAAACCUGAGAUCAGCCGCUACAGCUCCCUGAAGAGGCUCGAGAAAGAUUUGGAGGACUACUCUGGCUACUACUCAUCGAAGCGACGACCUAACAACGCCCCUCUGUCGUUCCACUCCUCCCAACACCACCUCCACUGGGGCGGUGACUACACUCUCGGAGCCAGGGGUACCCUCCCCCUCCACUCCUCCCGGACACAUAUCCACGUGCCUACAUCCACCCCCAACCCCUACCCUCUGCCAGCCCAGUCGUCGGGGUACCAGGCUGCCUUCGACAAGGCCCCGCGGAGGGUCAUGUCCCAGGACCAGCUCCUAGCGCUUGGCGAGGGCAACACCCUCUCCAGACUCUCCAAGAACCAGCAGCACCAGUACUACAAGGCCAUGACCACCAGCAAGAGCUCCACCUCACAGACGCUUCGCAAGUCCCACGAGAGACUCCUAGUCUCGCCCGACCGUCUGGAGGAGAGGAUGGUGGGCAUGGGCAUGCCAGGGGUAGGCGGUAUGGUGGGUAUGAGCGGGAUGGGGGAAUUUGGGGGGAUGGGGGUCCCGACAAUGGGAUGCCUCAGCCACAAGGCCCAAUCACAGCAGAACAUCUGCGUCACACCCUCGCUGGACCGCCAUCACAUGAUCAAGAUGAACUCCCACCCCACAUCGGGCCACGAGCUGGAGAUGAGUGUGGCGGGCCACCCGGUAGGAAGCUGGGGGGACCCUCAUGGGCACGGACCAGGGGCCGGGGUAGGGCAAGGGAGCGGGGCGGGGACCAUCGGGGGCCACAACGUGCGGAGGAUGGCAUUCGCCACCAAGAGGCAGAACACCAUCGAACAGCUCCAAUAUAUCCCCGGUGGCGGAGGAGGGGGCCAGACAUUGAGGACGGCUAGUAAGAACGAGGUGACCGUGUGAGAGAGUCAAGCCAACAGUGAAGGAGAGAUGAAGGUCGUGUUGAGAAUGUUCAAGCUGAACGUGUUCACACAGAAAGGAAAGAAAGAAGAAGAGAAGGUCAAUUGGGGCAUGAUGGAAAGAUAGAUGAAUAGAAGAAGAAACAAGAGAGGCAAGGGCAAGCUGAUGAGAGAGAGAGAGAGAGAAGGAUAUGACGGGGAUACUACGUCCCAACAAGAAUGAAAGAUGUGAGAGAAGAGUGGAUGCCAUUGUUACCUGUUGCCAGGAAACACAGAAAAGGGCAAUGAUAGAAAGAAACCUUUGAGAAAAUUGAAUUAUUAGAGGGAAUUUUGAAUGAAGCCCAUUGAUUUGAUUCAUGUUAUUGUGAGUCUUGGGAAAGAGAAUAUUCAACCAUAUUGUUGAGGAGGGAGAAAGAAAAAGGGCCAUGUAUAGAGCAAAAAAGGAACAAUUUCAAAGUUUUUCGUGCUAUUGAAACAUUAUCCGAGCACAUGAUGACUUUUACUAGUGGAUUAAAUGGUUAUUGGGUUUCUUGUUGCUCUGACAGAGAGAACAAAACUGUCUUUGAAUCUGAACAGACACUGAGAUGGAAUGCAGAACAAUGUGAUGGUGGUUUAACUUUUGUAAAAAAAAAAAAAAAAUACAAGACUGUAGAUGGUUGUUUUUCGUAAAGGAAUAAAGCCCUGUUAGACAGUAUUCUGGGGGGGUGUAUCACACAGCUAUAGCCUGAUGACUUAAUGAUGACUUAAUGGCUGACAAUGAUUGGACAUUUGAGUUGCCCAGUGUCACUGUCCUAAUUUUUUGAUUGGACGACUUGAAAAUAGACACAUUUGGAGUACUGUUGCUAGCUACCACAAUCUCACACUACAGCCAUAAGUUAGUCUGCAGACAUCUUGUAUAAGGUCAUGUAAGGGUUGAACCUCUUGAUUAUGGCUGGAUUUCUUCAGUUAUUAUUAGCAUGAUUUGACACAAAUAUAACUUUGCUGCAUGACCUUUGCACCCUGAUUGGCUGGCUGGUCGACGUGAUGGCUGUCAUUCCCAUUGAGACUCAAGUCUCAAAUGAGGUCAGUUUCCAAACUGUGGAGCGCUGAUUCCAGUUAUGUUUAUAGUCACACAGAAAUGCUUUGACACUGUUAUUCGAUACACAAUGUCAGUCACGUUUUUAAGGAGUUAAAGACCACCUGAAAGGAAAAAAAUAAAAUAAAAAUUGUUGACCACAUGAGAAUGAAAGCUCAGUGAAGAUGUGUUAAUUUUGAGGGACACUGCCAUGCCUGCCCAUGGGUCUGUCCCUUAAAACAAUCUCCAAAACCAGUCAAGCUCCUGCUCCAUUGAUAAUCCUUUCUGAGCUGUUUACCAGGAUCGUGAGGUAAAACAUUGAUUUGUUAGUAGUUAAUAUACCAAUCACUACUCCGACUUCGCUGAAUUUCACAUGACUGUUUCUGAAACUCAAGCUGUUCACAAUAUUUGGAGGAAUGGAGAGAAAGGGAGAACAGAAGACAAUGGACACAACACCAAGGGCUAUUCUGAAAACUCUUUAUGUGUGUCUGUGGUCUGUACUAUGUUGGCUUUUUCUGUGUCAAUAUUGGAGAAAGUUUGUGCAACACUGCAGAAAUGACUGACACAUUUUGUAAGUGUGAAGAAAACCGAGUCAAUGCUGCAAAGCUACUUUGUGCCCUCGUGAGGUUGACAUUGAGUGUGACAAAAAGCCAUCAUACUAUUGUCUUUUUUUACAUUGCAGGGGUGGGGGUGGACCUAAUGUCGUAUUUUGUACAUUUACAAAAGUUUAUUUUUUUGUGGGUUUGACAGAUUAUAAAAUGGAAGAUGUGGUCAUUUUUGGCCAAUUUUGAAAGGGUUGAACUCUCAACUUUGACUGAAGGGAUAAUGAGACCAUAGUAUUUACAAAAUCUUUGUAUAGUAUUUUGGCUCGCCCCUUUAACUGUGACUGGAUAAAGACAAAAAUGUAUUACUUUCAGCCAGACAAUGUUUUUAAAGCUCUAUAAUAUGUGUUUAUGGUCAUGAUUAUGAUUACUAUAGAUUUACUCGUUGAUUAUUAUUAUCAUCAUCACCAUGAUUAUUAGUUCCCCUAUUAUUAUAAUUUAUUCUCUGUGAAGCUCAAUGUUUCCUGGAUUUUGAAUAUUCAUCUUUCUAGUGGAUUUGAACCUUUUUUUUAUUCUUGAUUUAAAAAUGUAAAAAAGCAGAUGCAAUCAAAGUGAAAAGACAAGCCGCAUGAAGAUGUCAAAGCCAGUGUUUGCGAUGUCAUAGUGCUGACUUAUGAUGUCAUGGCGUGUAUGUGUAAUGUACAUGCGUCUGUAUUUGUGUGCCCUGGUGUGUAUUUUAAUUUCUUUUCAGGAAUGCUGAAUCUCACAUUUGAUCUGACUUGGGAUAUGGCAAGUAAGACAAUUUUGUGUUUCUCAGAGAAUCCACAAACUAUUUCAAACCCAAAGCUAUGAUAUUAUUAUUCAUAUUGGCUUUUUGGAUUCAAAAGCCUAGGAUCAGAAAGGACAUCAAUCAAAGCUGUCCUUGUAAAGUGACAUUCACCAAAGCAAAUGUAACUAAAUCUACUUUUCUCACAUUUCAAGGUGUAGAGCAAAAGCUAUUACAAUUCCAUUGUUUACAUUUUUUUGUGAAAAUUUGUGCAUUUCGUUAUAAGAUUACAUUUGUGUGACCGGAAUCUCACUCUUUUCAAGAACUUUACUAUUUAUUGUAAAGAAUGAGGAUUUUGCUAGAAUAGUUUGGAGAAUGUAUUGUGACUUGCCUUGUUGUCUAACAUGAUUAUGGAUCACCAAUUAUAGGACUAGAAUGGUCCAAUGAUUUUUACAGUAAGAACUUCAGAUUCCAUAAUUGGAAUCUUGUUAAACUUAAACGAAGAGAGGCAAAAUAUAUUUAUGUCACAGGAAGAUUCAGUUAUUUUAAAUGUAUGUUUUUAUUGUACUUUUGGAGGUAUACUGAUGUUGUGAUUAUGUUUUUGUUGAGUACGCCCUCAUUAAUCUGUGUGCCUGUAAAUGUACUGUUGAUUAAUGUGUGUGUGUGUGUGUGUGUGUGUGUGCCUGCAUGCGUGUGUGUGUGGUCUGAGGAAAUGAUUCCAGGUGUGUGUGGGUGGAGGUAAGAGGGAGGUUGUGGUAUAAAAUGGUUGUUUUGGUGUGUGGCUCGUGGGGUGACAUUUAGUGGCGUGAUGUUUUCCAGAUAGAAGGAAGUGGAAGUAAACAUGAGAUAGCUUUAUUGGCCCCUAAUUGUAUUGCGGGACAAUGAGGCAGGGGUGUACUGUAUUACCUCAGAAAAAAUUAAUCUAAUAGAUAAACCCCAUGUCUGUUUCCAAGACUAUUAAGUGAAGAUCUCACAAGCGUGCAACCCUUAUUUUGGUUAUUGGUGAAUUCUCGCAUUUGUAGAAUCAUACUGUUCAAUUGAUAAUAACAAUAAAAAAAUCCCAACAAUUACAACUGUUUUCUUUCACUGGGU